Molecule: messenger RNA, 6814 nt
Organism: Stegastes partitus (bicolor damselfish)
Lineage: Eukaryota; Metazoa; Chordata; Actinopteri; Pomacentridae
Gene: lrch4
Product: leucine-rich repeats and calponin homology (CH) domain containing 4
Exons: 18
Coding region: 231-2408 (725 amino acids)
Cellular component (GO): cytoplasm
Molecular function (GO): protein binding
Source: RefSeq, a predicted model, not a curated record
AUUGACAGCUUGUGCGGCUCGUUCAGCAGAGGAACCGAUAGGUCCCGUUGUGUGAGCGGCGCGACCACAACUCACCGUCGCCAGCAGCUUUUUGUCGGAUUUAAUUUUGUACUUUUAAAGAAGUUUCCAGGAAGAGCGCUCAGUUUGGGAGAUUACACAGAACCUCCGGGGCAUGAAAGUGGAGCGGGCGCUUCAAACAAAGUAGAAGAGGAGGUAGACCUGUCCGUUUGAUGGCUGCUGGGGAUGGAGCCCAGCUGCCGGCCACAGUAGCGGCCAGCCGGAGCGUGGAGAAGGCGCUCGAGGAGGCUGCCGCGAGCGGGGCUCUCAACUUGUCCAACCGAAAACUGAAGGAGUUCCCCCGCAGCGCCAGGAACUACGACCUGUCAGACAUUACACAUGCAGAUCUAUCAAAGAAUCGUCUGUGUGAGCUGCCGGAGGAGCUCUGUCAGUUCAUCUCUCUGGAGACACUGAGCCUGUACCACAAUGGGAUGCGUUCACUGUCCCCCAACCUGGGCAACCUCCAGGCCCUCACCUACCUCAACCUCAGUCGUAAUCUCCUGUCCAGUUUACCCCCAUCAGUGUUUCAGCUUCCCCUCCUGCGAGUGCUCAUCGUCAGCAACAACAAGCUUUCUUCACUGCCUGCCUCCAUAUACUCGCUCACACACCUCCGGCAACUGGAUGUAAGCUGUAAUGAGCUGCAGCGCUUGCCAGGAGAGCUUGGUCAGCUAGAGUGUCUGAGAGACUUAAAUCUGAGGAGGAACCAGCUCACCAAUUUGCCUGAAGAAAUAUCCGAGCUGCCCCUUGUACGGCUCGAUGUGUCCUGCAACCGAAUUUCCCACGUGCCCUUGUGCUACCGACACCUCCGGCAUCUGCAGAGCAUCUUGCUGGACAACAACCCGCUGCAGAUGCCGCCUGCGCAGAUCUGCUCCAAGGGCAAAUACCACAUCUUCAAGUACCUCAACAUGGAGGCCUGUAAGAGGAGCCAGGAGGAGCUGGAGAAACACCUGAGGCCGACGGGAUUCAACAGCUGCCUGUCGGACCAGGAGCUGUUCACAGGUCAGUUUGGAGGGCUGGACUCUGGCUUCAACAGUGUGGACAGUGGCAGCAAAAGAUGGUCUGGAAAUGAGUCAGCAGAUGACUUCUCAGAGCGUUCCCUCCGUAUGGCUGAGGUCAGCAGGGACCAGAGGAACCUUGAGGAGGAAGAAGAGGAAAAUGGAUCUCCUCUGGAAGCUAAAAAAGUCAAUGGAGAGGCUGAACAGGUGGACUUCAUCGACAGCAGUGUGACAGAAGAAGAGGAGGACGGGCUCAGGAUGGAUGCACCUACACCUCCUCUCACAGCACCUUCUCUGGAGCAGAAGGAGGGAUCUUCACCGUCCCAAACCUCCCAGGACUCAACAACAUGCAGAUCCAGCCUCCACGUUGAGGUGGGCCCCCCAUCGUCGGCCUCCUCGUCUCCCCUGUCGCCCUCCAGCCCCUCCCUGGAGGAGCGGAGGAGGCCUGGCACCCUGUUCAUCUGGCAGGAGAGGGAACGGCUCCAGCAGCAGCAGAGAGAGAAGGCGAGUUUGCUGAAGUCAUCCACCAAAACAGGAAGUCAUGUGGCCUCUGCACCACAGACGGGAAGUAGCUCAUGUGGUGCAUCGCCAGAAAACAACAACUCCGGCCUGCGGCACCGAUGUGCGAGCGCUGACCAGAUGAGCACAGUGACCCCUUCAGUCCUUCUAAAGCGCUCCAGCAGCAGAACAGAUGUCCCAUCGUCCCCCAAGACGUCCCCUCCUCCUGGUCAGGCCCAGAAGCCCAACAGCUUCCUGUUUCGCAUCUCCUCACGCAGCAACAUCAAACCCACAGGGGCCGUCUCCAGUCUCAGUGAGUCUGGCAGGAGUGAGUCUCGCACGACACUGCGUUCACCCAAAGAGGAGAGACCAGACGUCACACAGCUACGCAAGACUCUGGAGUCUCGGCUGAAGAUCACUCUGCCAGAGGACCUGGGUGAGGCUCUGUCCAACGGCACCGUCCUCUGCCAGCUGGUCAAUCACAUCAAACCGCGCUCCGUGUUAACCAUCCACGUUCCCUCUCCAGCAGUGCCAAAACUGAGCCCGGCAAAGUGUCAAAAAAAUGUGGAAAGCUUCAUUAUUGCUUGUCGCAAGCUGGGAGUCCCUGAGACUGAAGUGUGUGCGUCCUCUGAUGUGCUUCUGUGUAAGCUGCCCGCUGUGCUGCGCUGUGUGACGGCCCUGCUGGCCGUGAAGGGGGGGGAGACGGUGGAGGAAAGCUCGCCCCGCCACUCCUCACCUGCGUCUUCAUCAUCGUCCUCCUCCUCCUCUUCCUCCUCGCUGCUGUCCACAGACUUCCUGUUCUUCUACUGUGCAGCCAUGGCGCUGCUCUACGUCCUCUACUGCUACCUGCUCACCUAAAGCAGCGGCACACAAAACACACGCGUUUAUCUGCUCUAUACACAUACUGAACACACACGGAAAUGUCACGGCCGGACACACACAGCUGCUCCUACAGCUGUCGUUGAUACAGUGAGUGCAGUGUGUGUGCUCAGUAUACAUACUCUGACUGUAGAGCAGAUUUAUUAAGACCUGAGCUGCACUGGUUGGGCGUCAGAGACAUGCAGCAGAGAACACUACAACGACGGGAACAACACCGUAUGAGAGCAGAUGAACAGUGAAAUGCCUUAGCCUAGUUUAGCCUUCACUCAUGUUUGGAGAAGACGGGAGGUUUUUGUCUGAAGCAGAGCUGCUCACUGUGCAGAAAGUCUGUCAUUGGUUGAGAUGUGAAUGGGUGGAACAAAGGAACCACAUUCUCUGUUGAAUCUCCAUCACAUACUGUACUUUGCAUUGCCUGCAUACUUGGUGUAUAGAUGGAGGGUUCACAUUAAACACGGUGACACUUGAGGUCAGUGUUUUGUUUGACAGCAGAAAAAGCACAUGUUUUUAUUCAGAGUCUGCUGCUGGCUUUACUGUGCAGAGUGAUCAUCUGCACUGUGUUAGUUUAGUGAAACUUAAAGCUGCGUUCGGUGAGAUGUGUUUUUGUUGCUUUUUGGCUGCUUGGAAGCAGCACAAUGGGCCAUAUUAUCACCUUAUAGAGUUGAUUUGUUGAAGAUGUUGCACACGCUUCCUUAAUUACACACCCAGCAGACACUGAGCAUCCUCAUUCAUUUGGAACUGUGAAACUGGGAGUCCUUUUAACUCUGUUUUUUUUUUUAACUUUCUAAGCUAAUGUUCAGGAACUUUUUUAAGUGGUAGAAGUUCCUCCAGAUGAUUGUGAUUUGUGUUUCCACAGCGGGGCCAUGGUUCCAGGGAGAAAACCUAAAUUAGUCUGCUGAUGUAUCAACAGCAGGACAGACUGAGAUUCCCUCUGAAUGUGCAGAAACAAGAGUUUGUUGGUCCAUCUGUCCUAGAAUGUUUUGUUCCAUCCAUGCAGCUACAAACUCCAAGCAAAACAACCUAAUUGCAGUUGCGGGUUUUAUUGUUGAUGGCAAUGUUUAAGAGAAGAAUGCUUGGGGGAGGACAAGAAAAACAGGAAAUGCUGCUUGUUGUCUUCUCUAAGUUCAUCCAAUCAGAAUUGAGACCUGCACAGCUGCUUCUCAUGGCUGCUUCAGAGUACCUAUGUGGGAGUAGGUGCUGUCUCCCUUGAAACAGAAAAGUUCCUGCACAUAAAAAAAAAAAAAAAAUGCUCUCACGCUACCCCCUUUGUGGGUCUUUCACCCUCCAAAUUAUUAUAGAUGCUGUGAAAACACAGGUAGGAGAACAAAGCUCCUCAAAAAGUUCCUGAGGUUGCAAUGCACCUUAAGUUUUACAGCUAGCUGCAGACUGUCUGCAGUUUGAUGCUGAGCAGGUGGUGUACAGUGGAUUCAUCCGAGCGUUUUCACUGAAAACAGCUGCCUGCUGCUGAAGCAAGCACAACUGAUGAGUGCUGAGCGUGAACAAAACAUUAAAGGGCUGUAAAACCAAAAAUAAUGAGCUAAUAGGCGCAACAAACGCUGUGGAGCUGACGGCCACAGUUGGGUGAUGAGGCGCCGCUGAUGCCAGCAGCACUUUUCACUUUCUACACAGUCAUUUAGCCAGUGGUAAUAUUAAAGUAUUGAUCAGGGCAGCUUUACGGCUCAGUUCUGUCUCCGUGUUAAUUACAUUUACACAGAGAAAAUGACAAAUACUUGGACUCAGAAUGCAGAAUGCAGCUGGACUAGAAUUGCAGAGUUUUUAAGUGUGUUGCAGAAAUAUGAAUUUAAAGGAGCCUGUUGGUUCCGUUGGUUAUGAUAAUGUUGUACUCACCAAGUUAAAAGCUGUUAUCUGGGAGUGAGUAGAGACACGAUGAGGCUGGUUCUGAACACGGUUCUGUGGAAGAGAAAAUAAAGGGCAACAGUAACAGUCUGAUUUGACUCACAUUAGUCAUAGAUGGAGUGUUUAUACAGAGACUGUGGUUCUUAAAGGUUUGGACUCAACCACUGAGAUUGUUUGUGCCUAAAGCAGAGCUCUGUAAACAGACCUGAGAGACAGGAGCUGGGGAAGUUUCCUGAGACUGAACUGUGAAUGUGGAAUGUGAUUUUUUUUGUUUUGUUUAGCUUGAGACAGAUGCAAGUUCAUUAAAUAUGGAGCCAGGAUGUUAAGUGAUGCUGUUUGUCGUACAACAGUGCUAGUGAGAGCUGAAACAGUGCCUGUUACUGAACACUGACCACUUGUUUUCUGUGUGCUGUGCUGACUGGGAGCAGCAGGGGGCGAUGUCGCUGCAUCAGUCCCUCAGACCGACGGUACAAACCCCUGCAGGAGCUUGUGUGUGUGUAAAGUCUUUUUGUUGUCUCUGGUCUGUCUGACCGGCUUACUUCAUGUUUGUAUAAAUGUACACAGGUUAUUAAAUUAUUGCUUUUUUAAAAUUUUUAUUUAUUUUGAACUCUAUUCUGUUCUAUUUUUGGUUGUUUUUGUUUCUGUGGCGAGACAGCAGAGGCUUGACUAAUUUAGUUAAACCUCUUAGCCAAUAGUUUUAAAGCCUCAUAAAGCUUUGUGAAAUCAGUGUGCGCGCUUUAAAUCACACACACGGGUAAAUUAAAUGUAAUCAAUAUUCAAUUAUUCCAAGUGAAAAUAACAUUGACCGUUUAAAAGUUUCCCUCUUUAUUGGAUUGCUAAAUCUCUGAUUCCCUCGAGGCUACGCGUUUAACAGAGCAUCAGACGGCCUCUGCUGUUUCUACCACAUGCUGUGUCUGGCUUACUGCUCAUAGAAGGUCAAUGUCUGCAACUAAACACAGAUUAAAUUCUCAUUACCAUGCUUAUUUGACUGAUGUGAGGGCUUGAAAGCUAAUAUCAGGAGUGAGAUUUGGGGGAUUCAGGCUGCUAAAGCCCUGCAAAUCCAGAACAUUCAGCAUUUCUGAACAGAAUGUUAACUUCUCAACUCUAAAAGUGCACUACAACUCAAAGCAAUGAACUAAUUAAGAGGUUUGACCAACAUACUGUAAACUCGAAAAGUAAAAAUAGUACAGGGAGAUCAAGUGACUCCAAAUCAUGUUGUCCUUUUUUUUUUUUUUUAAAUGUCCUCAUAUCAACAAACCCACUGGCGCCUCAAACUGUUUAAACGGGAAAAUAAUCAUAUGAGGAAUUGAUUGUGUAGAAUAUAUAAAUGCCCAAUAAUUUGUCUUUAUCAAAACUAAACUCAUUGUUGUUAAAUCAUUCCAACCAGGGCGACACAAUGCAUAGUUUCAGCAUCAACAAUGCAGGAAGGCAAAUGAACUUCAACACCUCAUACUACAACUUUUGCAGUUUGAUACAAACAGAAAACUAGUGCAGCGUUUUCCAAAACUCAUCUACACGAGAAGUCUGAUAGAUACAUAACUUACUCUGCCUUUGCCAGUGUUUCACCACAUGUCAGCUUCUUGUAAGUUAUUUUUUAUUUCUAUGCAGAUGCACUCUCCUACAAAUCAGCCCAAUUAUUCGAGAAUGAUUCAUUCUUUCCAAAUUGAAUUUUUUAAGCAAUUUGGUGAAAAUUCCAGAAAAACUAAAUAUUCUAUUGCCAGUUUUUCUCUAGUAUUGUGCAGCCCUAAUUCCAAUUUUCUAAUUUUAAUUGGAGUUAAUUUUUAAAUGUGACCCAUGAUGAUGAAAUUAGCAUUGCGGCACUUUUCAUGACAGUGCUGUUUAUACAUUUACCCCGCCUUUGUACGAGCUCAACAGAUUUAGCCAGUUAGCUCAAGCAACAUCAUUUAGUUGCAAUUGCAAGAGUAAUUGUUAAUAUGAAAGUAAGAACAGUGAAAUAUACCAUCAGAGAGCAAUGAGUUAUAAAUGAUUUAGCUACGUGGCUCAUGUAUAUAUUUUACACAAUAUAUUCAUGAUUAUUUCCUAAUGUGUGUUUUAUUUAUUUAAUAUUUCACACUAUUGGGCAUCAAAUUCCAAAAGCCAUUCUGUUAAAAUUGCAAUACAGAUUUAUUGACUUAUGUAACAAGGUUUUCUUUUAGUACACUGGUUAUAUUGUCCGUCCUCAGUUUCCUGUCCACACAUCUGUACUGUUGUCUAGAGGUCCGAAUGUCCACUCGCUCCCUGUGUCUGACGGUUUUUCUUAUUAGCCUGCUGUUGAGAUGAACUUUAUACUGUUUCAAUCCAAAUGUAUAUUUUAUAAGUGAAACUGGAUAAGCAACACACAGUAAUUCAUUCACUGGCUUAGAACAAGCUAUAUUCGUAAAUAUGUUAGUGGAACAGAAAUACUGUUGUAUUUUAUAUUUAUAUAAUACUCUUGUAUUAUUAAGAAUGGUUUUUGAGUUUAUAUAAAUCUAUAUGUAAAGUUUUUUUUUCUUCUUCCCGCUGUAAAGAAAUUAUUAAAAAUGCAACUUUGA